Messenger RNA from Cuscuta epithymum, 880 nucleotides. The record is from the annotation of a GenBank genome assembly. Lineage: Eukaryota; Viridiplantae; Streptophyta; Magnoliopsida; Solanales; Convolvulaceae.
UACAGGGAAGGGUGGUUUAGUGACCCAUGUUUGUUUGCAGGAUGACGUCGUCCGCCUAUAUAAAGUGCUCGGCAAAUUAGGGUUUUAGAGUCCCAGUUUACGAGAUCCCAUCGUCUUCUCUGCGUAGCUCCAGCGGGAAAAUGUCGAUCGGAGAAGUAGCCUGCACUUACGCCAUUCUGAUUCUCCACGAAGAAGGCAUCCCCGUCACUGCGGAGAAAAUUGCUACCGUUGUUAAGGCGGCCGACGUUCAGGUGGAGUCGUACUGGCCCGGCCUCUUCGCCAAGCUCUGCGCGAAGAAGAACAUUGAUGACCUCAUCUUGAACGUUGGCGGUGGUGGUGGUGCGGCCCCCGUUGCCGUUGCUGCCCCCUCUUCUGGCGGCGCCGCUGCUGCUCCUGCCGCUGAAGAGAAGAAGGUGAGUAUACCUAUUAAACAUCCGCAGUUGUUUAGCUGUUUGUGUAUAUUUGCGCCAUUUGAUUUCAAAAGCAUCUAUAAUUUGCUGAGAUUAGUAAUUGAGUAAAUUUGUUUGUUUUCAGGAGGUCGUUGAAGAAGAGAGUGAUGAGGAAUAUGGAAUGAACUUGUUUGAUGAUUAGAGUUUUAAAGUUGUUUUGUAAUGUUAGAUUUUUGCUCUGCAUACCUUUUCUUUUUGUCAAAUCUAUUUUGCUCUUCACUUGGGGCAAACUUUUGUACCCUAUCAUGGUUGAAUUUUAUGCCAAUGUUUCAGUGAUUCUACUAAUUUAAUGAUUAAAAUUGGUUGCUUUUAUUUUAUCUGGAAUUGAGAAUCAUAUAGCGCAUUGUUUACUGUAUUCUGAUGUUUCGUUUUGUAUUCCUUAUGGUUGCUUAUUUGUUUUUUCUUGAGUUUGAGUUUGUUAUGUGCACAAA